CUCCUCUCUACAGCUACGAACUGUUCACGCUUCCCUCUUUUCUUCGUCUCUCCCGUCGUCACCUGACAUGUCAAGUCUCGGGGCAGACAGUGCCGCCCCCCCCAGAUCGACUUUCAGCUCCACCACUGACACGCCGUCGUCCCCUCUUUCAAUGCACCCUCUCCAAUCCUCCAUCUCCCGUUGCAAGAGCUUAGCGUCUAAGUAGCACCGGACAUCCGCCGUGGCACCCUGCUCGUCGCCAUCAUAUAAAAACAACAUGUGCCCCUCGGCCGUCUAGCCAUUCCACUUCAGCCUCUUGGAUCUCCUCACCUGCAAUCCAACACCGUUCAACAUGGCAGCUGUGACAUCACGACGCGCCACGUUUGGCAUGCCAUCCUUGGCAUCUCUCUUCUCCUUCUUUGCUCUCUUCCUCUUCGCUGCUGUAGCCAUCGCGGGACCUGCUGAGUCUUCCGAGGGCAAGCGUGCCUUUGACGACUGGAAGUCCAAGUUCCAAACCAGAGAUACUCGCGAAAAGUACCUGAUUGGUGUCGGCAAAGCUGACAUCACCGGCCCUGUUGUCGAAAUCAACUUUGCUGGUUACGCCAACCUCGACCAAAAGGGAACUGGCCUGCGCCAGCGCCUCUACAGCCGUGCCUUUAUUGUCGGUGACAAGAACAAGCCCGAAGAUCGCUUCGUCUACAUCGUCAUCGAUGCCCAGUCUGGUGACACUGCCGUCCGCUAUGGCGUCCUCGAUGGUGUUGCCGCCCUCGGCAGCGAAUAUGCCGUUUACAACUCGAACAACAUCGCCUUGACCGGUACCCACAGCCACUCUGGCCCUGGUGCUUGGUUCAACUACCUUCUCCCCCAAAUCACGUCGCUUGGCUACGAUAAGCAGAGCUAUCAGGCCAUUGUUGACGGUGUCGUCCUUUCUAUCAAGCGCGCCCACCAGAACCUCCAGGAGGGUUACCUUGAUGUUGGUACCACCCAGGUCACUGAUGGUGCUAUCAACCGCUCGCUCUGGGCCUACAUGCACAACCCCGAGGAGGAGCGCGCCAAGUACCCUGGCGAGACCGACACCACCAUGUCCCUCCUCCGAUUCCAGCGCGCCUCUGACAACAAAAACAUUGGUGUCUUUACCUGGUUCUCUGUUCACGGUACCUCUAUGCUUGGCAACAACACCCACGCCAGUGGUGACAACAAAGGUGUCGCUGCCUGGAUGUUUGAGGAGCAGAUGAAGGGCGACAGCAAUGCUGCUCCUGGCUUCGUUGCUGGUUUCAGCCAGGCCAGUGUCGGCGAUACCACUCCCAACGUUCUCGGCGCCUACUGCGACGACGGCUCUGGCCAAAUGUGCAGCCUGGAAAACAGCACGUGCGCUGACGGAAAAUCUCAAUCCUGCCACGGCCGUGGUCCUGCGUUCCAGGCUCUCGAUCUCGGUGUCAAGAGCUGCCACGAGAUGGGCCGUCGCCAGUACAUCGGUGCCAAGAGAAUCAUGGAUAACAUGGGAUCCUCUAGCACCGCCGUUGUAGGAUCAUCCGUCAAGGCCUUCCACUUCUUCCACGACAUGCGCUUCUGGAACUUUACUCUUCCUGACGGAACCCCUGCUCAGACCUGCCCUGCUGCUCUUGGCUACUCCUUUGCUGCUGGUACUUCUGAUUGGCCUGGUGCAUUCGACUUCACUCAGGGCGACUCCGGCAAGCCCAACGCCAGCCCCGUCUGGAAGGUUGUGUCUGGCCUCCUCCGCGAGCCUUCUCCCGAGCAGAAGAAAUGCCAAGAGCCCAAGCCUAUCCUUCUCGACGUCGGCGAGAUCAGCCAGCCAUACCCCUGGACCCCCAACAUUGUUGAUAUCCAGGUUCUCCGCGUCGGCCAGCUUCUCAUCAUUGUCAGCCCCAGCGAAGCCACAACCAUGAGCGGUCACCGAUGGAAGGCCGCCGUUGCCAAGGCCGCUGAAUCUUUCCUUGACACCAAGCCAAUUGCUAUCCUGGGUGGCCCUGCCAACUCGUACUCUCACUACUGCGCUACUCCUGAGGAAUACGAUGUCCAGCGCUACGAGGGUGCUUCCACGCUCUUUGGCCGCAACGAGCUCAACGCCUACAUCAACCUCACCGUCAGCAACCUCCACUACUUGCACCCCGAUGCUACAGACAAGCCUUCGCAGGACCUCAAGGCCCCCGACAACCGCGACAAGAUGCUCUCCUUCAUCACUGGAGUUGUUCAGGACAGCGCGCCCAUUGGCAAGUCGUUUGGCCAGACUCUCACACAGCCCAACGCCUCAUACAAGGUUGGUGACGCCGUUACCGCUACCUUCCAGGGUGCCAACCCUCGCAACAACCUGCGCCAGGAAGACACCUUUGUUGCUGUCGAGAAGCAAGACGGCAACAAGUGGACUCGUGUCAAGGAUGAUGCCGACUGGUUCCUUGUUUACACAUGGCGCCGCACCAACUUUGUCCUCGGCUACAGUGAGGUUGAUGUUACUUGGGAGACGUACGGCAAUGCCCAGCCCGGCACCUACCGAUUCAAGUACUAUGGUGACUCGAAGCCGCUGAUUGGCAGUAUCUCCAAAUUUGAGGGCACCAGCAACGCCUUUACGCUUGCCUAAGCCUAUGUGGGCGAUCUACGUGUGCAUAUGAAAUGAUGAGACCAGAUAAAAAAAGAAACAGAACUGCUGCAUAAGUGGCCUGUACAUAGUAAAUACACAUAUCCAGUUUUUGCAUACACACCUUGUUCAAGCAGCUGUCUAGUGCCCCGUUUUGUAGGAAGUUCGUGCUGCUACAAUUUUCUAACCAGAAAAGAGGGACAGCCAAAGGGGCCGAAGGAAUAAAAAAAACUUGCUAGUUGCAACCCACUUGCUUGCAGACAAAUGACAAACAGAUCACAGGAAAGCUGCAUAUAUCCCGGCGGGAGCAAUGGGUAACCCUAAGUCGGAGGCCGUCCGCAAGCUAGCAACUUCUUCAACUCGGAUGGCCGCGGAUAUCGCUGAGGUCCCGCGUGAGGUUGUUUCUAGGAAAAAAAGCUAAUCGACAAAGUAAGCAGCAUGUGAGGGGGGUUUUUACCAAAUCAGGUCAUUUCGGGACUGGCAGCUCCGCUUAUUGAGCCA
[Torrubiella] hemipterigena is the source of this 3073-nucleotide messenger RNA. NCBI's taxonomy places the organism in Eukaryota, Fungi, Ascomycota, Sordariomycetes, Hypocreales, Clavicipitaceae. The record is from the annotation of a GenBank genome assembly.